Messenger RNA from Lampris incognitus (smalleye Pacific opah), 1692 nucleotides. RefSeq names its product oxidative stress induced growth inhibitor family member 2 (gene osgin2). NCBI's taxonomy places the organism in Eukaryota, Metazoa, Chordata, Actinopteri, Lampriformes, Lampridae. The record is from RefSeq and is a predicted model, not a curated record. The coding region runs from base 22 to 1692 and encodes 556 amino acids. The transcript has 5 exons.
GCUCUAGCCCUGGCUACAGCCAUGCCUCUUUUGGAAGAGACCACUCUGCCCCAAGAGCACCCACCCACCCUGCCCGUGGUCGUCAUAGGCAACGGGCCGUCAGGUAUCUGCCUGUCCUAUCUGCUGAGUGGAUACAAGCCCUACUUGGACACAGGGACUGUGCACCCUAACCCGAUACUAUACCGAAAGCUACAGGAAACCAAACACCUACCGAUAACAGAGCAGGACCUUGAAUAUCUGAGUGAGGGUCUGGAGGGGCGGUCGGGAAACCCUGUAGCCGUCUUGUUUGACUCUCUACUACACCCCAAUGCUGACUUCGGCUACGAGUUCCCCCCGGUUCUACAGUGGAGGAGGGACAAGCAACAGCACAUCCCGCAUCUGGUGCUGGGCAGGGCAACGCCCGGAGGUGCCUGGCAUGCAAUGGAAGGCUCCAUGCUUACCAUCAGUCUCGGGAUCUGGAUGGAGCUUCCCGGGGUUAACUACCGCGACCUGACCAGUGGGAAACGCAGGGGUUCCAUCAACGACAGAGCCACCCCAGAGGAGAUCUUGUCCUACUAUCGUAACUAUGUGAAGCUUAUGGGCCUCCAAAAGAACUUUGUUGACAACACCUACGUGACCUCUGUCCAGAAACUCUGCCGGGGGCAUGAGGGGAAGGGUUUGGAGAAUGGGCACGCAGAACUAGGGAAUGGAGGAGUGGGCUAUGGGGAGACUGGGGGAUUUGAGGGAAAAGGAAUUGAAUGUAAAGAUAGCGGGGGAGGGGGGUCUCUUUGGGAAGUGAGAGGAUACCAGAGGGUGCAGAAUGACACCCAUGUCCCCUUCUGUCUGUUUGCCGAGAACAUUGUUCUGGCCACAGGGGCGUCCGAUUCGCCAGCUCGGCUAGGCAUAGAGGGGGAGGAGCUACCGUUUGUAUUCCCCAGCAUCUCUGAUCUGGGAUUGGCCAUAAACCAGAGGAAGCUGGAUGCAAACUCUGAUCCAAUUUUAAUUGUGGGCGCGGGUUUAAGUGCUGCAGAUGCUGUUCUAUGUGCUUGCAACAGCAACAUUCCCGUAAUGCACGUCUUUCGCAAGAAUCUCGACAACCCUAACCUCAUCUUCAAACAGCUGCCCAAGACCCUGUACCCAGAAUACCACAAAGUCUAUCACAUGAUGUGCUCCAAGACCCACGAUAGGAUGGGCGCUCCCUCUGCAGUUAAUGGGCCCCAGGCAGUUAGCGUUGCUUCAACCGUCUGUGCCAAGAUGUGCCCAAAGCCCCAACAUGUCACAACUAACAUGGCCACAAAUGGCAGCCUUAGCCUGUUCCCCGACUACACCAGCUUCCCCGAACACUGUGUGGUGUCCUUCCAGCCUGACAUGAAGUGUGUGCUGCAGGGCAACAACUCCCUCAAGGCAUUCAAGAUCUCCAUGGCCCUGGUGUUGAUUGGGACAAACCCCAAUUUGUUUUUCCUCAAGGGCCAGGGCCAGUACCUGGGUCUGGACCCAGCGAAGCCCAUCUCCUGCAAGCAGAACCCCAUUGACAUAGAACCCUACACCUUUGAGUGCACUAAGGAGCCGGGUCUGUUUGCCAUGGGCCCACUCGUGGGAGACAACUUUGUUCGCUUUUUGAAAGGGGGCGCCUUAGGCAUUGCCUCCUGUCUGCUGAAGAGACUCAAGAAGAAAGGGAAGCUUAUCAGGAAUGGAGGGAGCAACUUCCUUUAA